Molecule: messenger RNA, 2520 nt
Organism: Candidozyma auris
Lineage: Eukaryota; Fungi; Ascomycota; Pichiomycetes; Serinales; Metschnikowiaceae
Gene: PPR1
Product: Ppr1p
Exons: 1
Coding region: 1-2520 (839 amino acids)
Biological process (GO): positive regulation of transcription by RNA polymerase II; DNA-templated transcription
Molecular function (GO): DNA-binding transcription factor activity, RNA polymerase II-specific; sequence-specific DNA binding; zinc ion binding
Source: RefSeq, a predicted model, not a curated record
AUGUCGAGCGACACGGGGCCCCGCAAGCGCAAGAAGUCGGCCACCGGCGAAGACAAUUUGGAAAACUCCCCUGGUCACCACCGUCAGGGUCCUCCUCAGGCCAAAUCCACCAAGCUCAGAAGAUCCUCGUCGAGCUCAGGCACCACCAGCGUCGUAGGAAUCUCGCGCUCCAUAGCCGCGUGCCAGCGCUGCCGUACAAAGAAAGUCAAGUGUGACCAAAACUUCCCCAAAUGCUCCAAAUGUGAGCGUGCCAACCUCGAGUGUGUGGGAAUCGACCCUGCUACCGGCAGAGAGGUGCCCAGGCUGUAUGUGUACCAUUUGGAGGAAAAGGUGCAGCGGUACGAGGCGUACCUACGGCGGCACAAAUUGCCACUCGACGGAGAAGGCGAGGAAAAUGCAGAGGAGCCAAAUGAGGCCAACGUGGACUUGGAUCAGCUUGGGCUGCUUGAACGGCUGGCGCUGUCGCAAGAUUCCCAGCUGACGCUGCCUCAGCAAAGUCUGGGCCAGAUGGGUCUCACUUUCGCCAAACUCAUGCUUACUGCCAACAAGGUCAAUGGAGCGUCUGUAGCUGGACCAGGGGACCUGAUGGCGCUGGUGCCGCUGGACGUCAAGCCGGCGAUCUUGCCGCCCAAGAAGACGGCCAUGGAAUUUAUUCUGAUUUUUUUCGCUCAGAGCAACAGCCAGUUGCCUGUGCUUCACCGGGAGCUGUUUCUCAGAGACAUCUUUGUUCCUGUUUACGGUGCGUUCGACGAGUCUGUGCUGCUAGCGCUGGAUUAUCUGGCCUUUAACAAGAGCUUGUAUCAGGAUACAGCUGUAGACGAGGGCCAGACUUGGCUUGCUCAGUAUAAGCAGAUCAUGCAGCUGCAAUUGGCAAAAGAAGCCCACAAGGACCCGUCGCAGAUCUCUGAGGAGAUUGUAACACCGCUGCACUACCGCAAACCGUUGUUUUUCUUAAACAUCAUUUUUGCCAUUUCCUCCUCGACAAACCACUUGCAGUACCACACCCACAUGAGCGAGCUGUUCAAGGAAGCGGCCAUGAGACAUGUGGAUGCCACGUACUAUUCGAACGACCCUCUUGAGCAGCUCGAGGCCACGCUUCUCCAGACGCUCUAUGCGGUCAUGAGACCCAGUGUUCCAGGCGUAUGGUACCUCUUGGGCACGGCUCUUCGCUUGUGCGUGGACUUGGGGCUCCACAAAGAAGAGUACCCAAAGGCACAUACCCUCACUGCUUUUGCAAAGGAUAGACGAAGACGCCUAUUUUGGUCAACGUACUCGAUCGACAGGCAGAUGUGUUUUUACUUGGGCAGGCCCGUAGGUAUUCCGGAGGAAAGCAUAACCGCAAGGUUUCCCUCUGAGUUGGACGACGCCUUCAUCGAUCCAAGAGACGUGGAAACCAAAGAUUAUUCAGACAACACGGGCGGUGUGGCCAGCUAUAAAGCCAUCACACUUUCCUUUUUCAAAGUUCGUCAGAUUCAACUGGAGUGUCAGCGCCUUUUGUACGAGAACGGAGAACUACCUCGAAGAUUCAACAAUUUGGCCGAGUGGAAGGCCCACAUCUCAGAAGAACUUGAACUUUGGCGGUCCCGGUGCCCGAAGAAAUCACGGAAGAUGAACUGUGAGUUCAAUACGGAGUUCUUUGACCUUAAUUAUUUCCACACCCUCCUUCUUAUCAAUGGACUUUCGAAAAAGACAUUCCAACUAUCGCUCGAGGCGUCCCAAAAAGUGCUUGAAGCUCUGAAGGGAUUGAUAGCUUGCUACACGACGCUUUACAAAAAGAAAGCCAUUAACUACACUUGGGCAGCCGUGCACAACUUGUUUAUGGCUGGAACGUCAUAUUUAUUUGUCUUGUACAAUUCUGAGCAUGUCAGAAACCAGAACGACGCCAAUCUGGUCAAAAUGGUUACCCAAGAGUGUCUCCUGGUGUUUGCGCUGCUUGUGGCCUCUUGCACGGCGGCCAAAUCGUGUAUGGACACGUUCCAGAUGCUUGCUGCUGUGGUGCUUAAAAUUAGGUAUAAUGUGAUCGUGGAGGGAGCAGUGGUGAACGACAAAAGUAUCAAGCAGAAACUCGAUACAGUGAACGGAACAGGUAGUCUCAAGGGCAAUUUGGCUAGUCUAGUUGAAGGAAUUGCCAACGAUAGCGAGUCGUCCAAACCAGAAGAGUUCCCACACAUCGAUCUGCCACGAUUUGGCUGGUUCUCUCGAGACGGUUUCUUGCCUGACGAACGAAUUGACAGCACCAAGUAUGACCAGGUUCCUCCUACACCGAUGAUGCCGGAGUCUCAUCUUGAGGACUUCUUCUUGGAGCUUGAGAAUUUGUCUCCCGUGCUGUCCAUCCGUGAACCCAACGCCAUGGACCUUACUGUCUCACAGAAUGAGGAAAUCCAGACCACACCAGGCCAGUAUAGAGACGGCAAGCGCGUGUUUGAGCUUAUACAAACGAUGCCUUCCGAGGCGAUCUGGGACCAGUUCUUUGGCCGCCUGACCGCAGGCACCGUCAAGCAAGAGCUGCAAACACCUUGA